CCACCUGUAAAUACCGCAGAAUACCAUUUAGAAAAAAAAAGGAUUCAAAAUAAAAACCAAAUUAAAUUUUUUAACACGAGUAGAGAAAUGCGCACGUAACUGCUUAUUUUCGUAACAACUUUGUAUUGUUUUGCCAGACAAUUGGAAAGCAAAGUGAAGUUGUUAGCUGACAUAAUUGUUUCAGACAAUAAUUGAUUGGAGAUCGACACCAAAAAAAAAGGAAAGAGAAAGCGAUUAAAUGAAUGCAACAUUUGAAUAAACAAUGCCAACGAAAAACAUAUACAACAAAGCAAAUUGCCUGAAUCAAAACAAAAAAAAAGAAAAACAAACAACAUAACCCGGGAAAUCCAAAUGUAAAAUAUAUUCAAACUAUGUAUUGGUUAAUUAUGACACAACACAACACAACCUGUUGUCGUUUUAUAUAGCAAAAAAACCAGAAGAGCAAAAUACGUGACAUUGAAUAAGUCAAGCAUGUUUCAUACACAUUUUCUUCUUGCAUUUUCACGAUUGUGUCACGACGAACAGUGACAUUUGCAGUGAGAGAGAACCACACAAUCAGCAUAGUAACAUCACUCAUACAUACAUACAUGCAGGUCAAAUUGAAUAAAACAAAUGAAUCAAUAAAAUAUACAACAGUCGUAUCUAUUUAUUUACAAAUGCCGCAAUUAAUUAUAAGGCAAGCGAUAGGGAAUUCAUAUGUAUAUAUACAUAAGCUCAAACGAAAAAAAUCAAAGAAAUUAAAAUAUGCAUAGAUCUGGCCAUCGGAGUCUUUAUCCAAGGAUCAAAAAUAUUGUUCCGAUUACAGGAAGCCAGAUCGCACGGCCAGAUCGACCGAUAUGUGUAAAUGACUGAGACAAUAUCCUUGAUCCUCGAAAAGGACUUUGUCAAAUCAAGGUUUUCCGAUCACAAGGAAGCCGUUUGGGGCAUCUGCGAUGGCGUCUGGUUGGUUGUUGUCAAUGGCCAUACGCGUAUCAAAAUAUCCGAUCGAUGGAAAAUUAGCAAGCUCAGUGUGAGCACGUUCGCCGAGGUGUCAGGUGUCAGCCUGGUCAUGCCGGAAUGGGAAUCGGAAUCGGGUGGCAGUUCAAGUCGACGCAAGUCAUCCGUUGCCGUGGACAUCGUGGAGCAGAUCCAUGGCAGCUUCGGACGCUGGCAGUUGCGCACCAUACUCCUGAUAUUUCUGUGCAAGAUUCCGAGUGCCUGGUUCAUGGCCUGCAUUAUCUACACGGCGCCGUACCCCUGGAAAGGCGAGCUUGUGUGUCGUCCGUCCGACUGGAAUGCCAGCGAACCGCUGCCCGCAGACGAAAGUCGCAUCAACAAUCUGUGGCAGGAGGAACGCAGCACAGAUCGACUGUUCAAUGUGGAUGUGUGCAAUGCCUAUGCCCAGACGCUAGCCCGUGGGUUUGUGAGUCGCCACGGGCAGGAGUGGAAUGCCAGUGCCCCGUCAUCUCUGCCCUGUGAGCAAGUGGAGCACACAACGGCAUACAAGUCGCUAAUCACGGAAUUUGAUUUGAUUUGCUCGCGUCGCGUUCUGGUGGCUGUGACGCAAUCCUUUCAUGCUUUGGGUGCGCUCAUCGGUGGUCUAAUGGCCCACACGGCUCUCAAACGAAUCAGCCCGCGUCGCCUCAUGCUGUUGGGCAUGCUCGGACAGAUCUUCUGUGGGAAUCUUACGGGCCUGGUGGACACCUACCAGUUGCACAUUUACUUUCGCUGUCUUACGUCCGUAUUCUGCGCCCUCAUGUACACAUCCGGGCAGUUCAUAUUAAACGACAUUACCACGGGACAGGCGCGCAUCAUAGUCAUCACAUUGUCGGAGCUAUUCUGGUCCAUUGGACUUGUUCUACUGCCCGGCAUAUCCAUUUAUUUCGAUGACUGGAGCUACCUGUACGUGGCCAUAUCCUCGUCCCUCAUCGUACUUGUCUGGCUGCAUCGCUGGAUUGCCGAUGCUCCCCGCUGGCUGUUGCGACACCAGCGCGUUGAGGCGGCACUGCGACAGCUCCUGGAGUCGGCCACCUACAACAAUCGAAAGGUGCCGCUCACCCUGGAUGUUCAGCUGACGGCAUAUGCCAAGGAUCUGCAACUGUUGGCCGAACAGAAGCGCAGCUACUGUCGCAUCUGGGAUGGAGAGACGAAGCACAGCCAACUGAUCUACAUUCAUUGGAUCUGGGGCUGUGCCAUGGUCCUGUACAACAUCACACUCCUGAUGAUACGUAACCUGGGAGCAGCUCAGGUUCAUGUGAAUACAGCGGCCCUGGGAUUCGCCGAAAUGGUGGGCGUCUUUGUGGGUCUCUACAUGAUUCUCUAUACGCGUCGCCAUUGGCGCUGGGCGGGCAAUCUAAUGAUUGCUGCAGGCCUGAGCACCUACCUCGUCUGGCUGCUGCCUGAAACUGAACGAAACUCCCGACGCGUGGGACUGGAGCUCAUCUUCUGGCUGAUAUUGAAGCUGGCCAACUCCGCCUCGAUAGCCGUACUGACCACCUGCACGGGGGAAAUGGUUGCCAAUGAGAACCGAGUCCUGCUGAUGCUUUCGGUGGUGACGUUUAGUCGCUUGUGCCUGGUAUUUUGCCCCUUCCUGAGCACCUUGACUGUGAUACAUCCAUUGGUGCCCAUCACCAUCAUUGCCACCGUUGGCUGGGUCUAUGGCCUGGCCCUCAGACGCCUCAACCGUUACUACUGGAACACGGAACAGCCGCACAUCAGUCAGGUGCCCACGCCCAACACCUAUCGCCGUCACUCGCAGAUGAUACUGCGCCGCUGUAGCUCCGCCAGUACGGAAGUCAGUGGCUUUAGCAACGAACUGUUGAGCAACUUUGAACGAGAUAUGGCUGUGAGCAUAGCCGAUAUCUGGCAUAUCAAUUUCUAUCCCAACCAUGAGCGUGAUAGCUCCGCGGAGAUAGAAUUGCAGAAGAGAUCCGAAGAUGCUGUAAAAUCGCGCAGUUUGGAAACCAUUUGAGAAGAUUUUCGCUGGAGCCUAUAAGUAGGCUUUGGAAAAGAAACAUUUUAGAAUUAGGUUGGAUGUGAUCCACAAUAAAUUAUGCCAACCUUGAUACUAUACUAGAAAUUACCUUAAAAGUCGAAUGCAAAAAUGGAGGACUUUGCUUUAAAUUAUUUUGUUCCAAUAAAAACAUUAAUAGGAAUUUAAUCCCAUCUAAAA
This is a messenger RNA of Drosophila obscura, 3151 nucleotides long. Its product is annotated as solute carrier family 22 member 3. NCBI's taxonomy places the organism in Eukaryota, Metazoa, Arthropoda, Insecta, Diptera, Drosophilidae. Gene Ontology annotation, molecular function: transmembrane transporter activity. Gene Ontology annotation, biological process: transmembrane transport. The record is from RefSeq and is a predicted model, not a curated record. The transcript is spliced from 5 exons. Bases 845 to 2950 code for a protein of 701 amino acids.